Molecule: messenger RNA, 1699 nt
Organism: Esox lucius (northern pike)
Lineage: Eukaryota; Metazoa; Chordata; Actinopteri; Esociformes; Esocidae
Gene: prrg4
Product: proline rich Gla (G-carboxyglutamic acid) 4 (transmembrane)
Exons: 7
Coding region: 193-855 (220 amino acids)
Cellular component (GO): extracellular region
Molecular function (GO): calcium ion binding
Source: RefSeq, a predicted model, not a curated record
CACCGCUGUUGGGUGUAAACAGAAACUUCGCGUUUCCUAGAAUGUUUGACUCUUUUUUGAUGUGGAAGAAUUGUACAGUUUCUUCGUGCGGUGUUGUUGGAUGUCGAUGAUGAUAACAGUUUUUAUAUAUAUUUUUUAAAGGAAUAUCAUAUCAAUAUCUGCUUUCAUCGACGAGCAAAGGUUAAAAGGUGAAUGGCAAUGCUUUUGCAUUUAUUCAUGCUGUAUCAGCUGCUGCCUUGUGGAAACUUUGCUUGUAUGAGGAAGUUAUUAUUCAACACAGAAACCGAGAACCAGUCAAAAGAAGUUUUCAUGGGGGAGGAGACAGCAAAUGCAUUUUUAGGACGCCGUUUGUUGGCUAAUCGAUUUGACUUUGAGAUGUUUACCCCUGGAAAUUUGGAGCGGGAAUGCUUUGAAGAAGUCUGCAAUUACGAGGAAGCCCGAGAGUUCUUCGAAAAUGUCCCGAAGACGGACACCUUCUGGAAACAAUACACUCAGGGUAAGGACAAUCGGCCGAGCCGGCUGGAUGUGACUGCCCUGCUGGUGGGUCUGAUCGCGGCGGGGGUGUCCCUCGUCAUCACUGGCUUCUUGGUCUGGUAUUUCUGCCAGCGGCGCUGUAAGGAUGGCUUUUCACACUCAGGGUCUGUCAGGGUUCGUCCAAGGCGGAGUAAUGCUUCUCUGAUCAUGCGGAGACUGGAGGAGGUCUCUCUGCAGCCUGUGCUCCCGGCCCCGCCGCCCCUUGAGGAGAUCAACCCCCCGGGCCUCCCGUCCUACGAGGAUGCUAUAGUCAAUACGGGACCACACGACGCCCCCCCUCCUCCGUACCCUGGGUCUCGACCUGGAAGUAUUCAACGAUAGCAACGGUUUUACCUCGGCAGAUGAAGGUCUCCAUAUUUAGCAUCAUUUAAUGCUACGAAGAGGUUUAGACAUAUCUACUUUUACAUGAUUUGUACUUGACCAUGCAUGUGCAACAUAGGAUUUUAUUGAACUGUAAUAUUUUGUGAUCAUUUAAAUUCAUAUUAAUGUAACUCUUUGUGACUGGUUACCUCUUUACCGCUGCUAAGCAUAUUUAGCAAUUUCCCAGAUGUAUAGCCAUUCCUCUGCUUGUGCCCAAGUGUAUUUCAUUGUUUUAUUCCUUAAUUUCAAUGUUGAGCUCAACUGGCAAGGCAGUACUUGACAUUAUAUUGUUGCUAUAAUCUGUCCAUGGCUCUGCUAAAAUUAAUGAAAAAUGAAGGAUGAGAAGCUGUAUUGCUUGCAGUGAGAUAUAUCACAGUCAGUGCACAGUAUGAGCAUAGUUUUUAGGACAGACCAAAAGUCCUGACGCCUACACAUUCUCGGAAUCAUAUAUGUACAGUACAUGUCAUAACUAGUCACUUACGCUGUCUGUGCUUGACGCAAUCAGUGCUAGACCUGAAUGGGGGGUGGGGGGGAAUUGUUUAGCCUACUCAUUUUGGCUGCCUGUACUGUUUAGGAACUCUGCAGUGCUAAUUAGCUAAUGUUCUGUAGGUGCUGCAGAAAUCUGAGCAGAAAGACAUUUCGGGUGGUGUAAUAAGUUCUGCUGAGCUCCUGCCCAAGUCAAGCUUGCUAUAUCUUGGCCCAAGAAAGUUGAAAUUAAUUGGUCAAGGAAAAAGUGUGUGUGUUUGUGUGUGUGUUUGUGUGUGUGUGUUUGUGUGUGUGUGUUUGUGUGUGUGUGUUUGUGUGU